GUGAACUCAACAUGACGGACCGAUGUGAAGUGUUGGUAGUGGAUUCGGGUGGAUUUCUGCGGAAUGCGCCUCUCCGGGAUUUGGGCCAACGUGUGAUCACGCUCCGGGAAGUGGUGGCCGAGAUCAAAGACAAAGCCACCAAAGAGCGAUUGCAAGUCCUGCCCUAUGACUUGGAAUUUAAAGAGCCACUCUCCGAGGACAUCAAAAUAGUCACGGAUUUUUCCAAAAAGACCGGUGAUUAUGCCAGUCUGUCUGCCGUGGAUCUCAAAGUCUUGGCCUUGACCUAUCGCCUUGAGCGAGAACUCGUGGGUGUCAAACACAUCAAGACCGAACCCACCACCAAGCCCACUGUUCAGUUCUACCAUCCCAAGACCAACAAUCCCAAUUCGGACGCUAAACUCAUCGGCUUUUAUCGACCAGAGAAUGAAUCCGAAUCUGAGAACGAAUCCGAGGACGAUGAGAAAGAAGAAAGCGUAGUGGAACCAAUUGAAAAGGAAGAGUGUCCGAUAUAUGGUGAUUUCCUCUACUGGCGGGAUCCUCUUCCUUCACUACCUGAGCUGUCUCUUCCUUCAGCAGACUCUGUGAAUUUCUCGGCCUUGAAUGCGUACUUCUCUUCCCGAAGUUAUGUCUUUGGAUAUGAUAUGUCCCAUUGUGAUGUGGUUCUGCAGGACUUCUUGUCUAAUUAUGAAGUAUCAAAGGAGGCCUAUCCUCAUUUGUUCAGAUGGUUAAAACACGUCCAAGCCAUAGAAGCAACCUUUGAGCCUCUAGGUGUUCAAAUGAAGACAUUAAUGCCUGACCUUUUGCGGUUAAGCCAGAAUUCUGACCAAAUUGUGGCUGAAAAAGUCUCUGAGCUUUCAAUCAAAAACGAUACGAACGAAAAUUCUCUCAAGUCUCAAGAAACCCUAGACAAUGAAAACGGGAACGAAGUCGAAGCCGAUUCCGAAAGCCAAGAGGAAGACGACGAUGAGGAUGAGGGAUGGAUCACCCCAAGCAACAUCAAGGCCAAAACCAAGGCCAUGAAUGGCGCCCUUCCCGGAGGUGACCAAUUCGUGAAAGUUGCGUGCAUGACCACUGAUUUCGCCAUGCAAAAUGUGUUAAAGCAAAUGAAUCUGCACGUGCUAUCUGUGCAAGGCAUGUUGAUUCGCGAGACCAAAACCUGGAUUCUUCGGUGUUACUCCUGUUUCAAUACCACGCCUCUCAUGAACAAGCGCUUUUGUCCGAAGUGCGGGCAUAAAACCCUCAAACGUGUGUCGGUUACUUUGAAUGCGGAUGGAACGCAAGAGAUCCAUAUUUCGACACGCCGUCAGCUUACUGGGCGUGGCAAGAAGUUCUCCUUGCCUAAGCCCAUGGGUGGGAAACACGCCGUGAAUCCCAUCCUGACUGCGGACCAACAUUUGCCGCAACAGAGGAUGACCCGAGCGGCGAAGCAAAAGACCAAUGCCAUGGACCCGGAUUACAUCGCAGGUGAUUCUCCGUUCUCCUUGCAUGACGUGACCAGUCGAUCGGCAAUCAUUGGAGUUCCUGAUAAAGGCCACAUGGCCUCUUCUAUGUAUUGGAACAAAAGUAAUCCAAACGCGGUGGGAAAGAAUACGGGUAAUCGGAGGAAAAAAAGAGCUCUCUAAAAUCAACCCAUUAGAUAUCAUAUGUAUUACGAUAAUGCUUUUGAAUAUACCUUUCCUCAUCUGCGAGUA
Molecule: messenger RNA, 1691 nt
Organism: Tigriopus californicus
Lineage: Eukaryota; Metazoa; Arthropoda; Copepoda; Harpacticoida; Harpacticidae
Product: RNA-binding protein NOB1-like
Biological process (GO): maturation of SSU-rRNA; ribosomal small subunit biogenesis
Cellular component (GO): preribosome, small subunit precursor
Molecular function (GO): RNA endonuclease activity
Source: RefSeq, a predicted model, not a curated record